Molecule: messenger RNA, 639 nt
Organism: Quercus lobata
Lineage: Eukaryota; Viridiplantae; Streptophyta; Magnoliopsida; Fagales; Fagaceae
Exons: 1
Coding region: 1-639 (212 amino acids)
Source: RefSeq, a predicted model, not a curated record
AUGUUAUGCUCGAAACCGAAACUACCAUGGUGUGUUUUCGACGACUUUAACAAAUUGUUGGAGGUGGGUGAUAAGAGUGGAGGGGUGCCGCAGGCCCAUAAUCUCAUGCAAUCGUUUCGAGAGGUGCUUGACGAAGGUGGUUUUGCUGAUCUUGGAUACAUAGGACCGGAUUUCACUUGGCAUGGCAGACGGAGGGAAGAGUUGGUUUGGGAGUGGUUGGACAGGGGCGUUGCUAACUACGAGUGGCUUGACCAGUUUCCCACAGGCAGAGUUGAACAUCUUCACUGCUUCAUGUUUGAUCACAGACCUCUGUUACUCUCCCUUGACCCUAAUGGGGAAAGCCAUAGAUGGAAGCGUAAACCAUUUCAAUUUGAAGCGAUGUGGACAAUAGACCCGAGAUGCAAAGACACGGUUUCUAGAGCAUGGGCAACCCAAGUGGAUGGUACUCCGAUGCAUGUAGCGGCUGGAAAACUAAAGUGGUGCAAGAAAAAGCUGAAAAAGUGGAGUCGGCACCACUUUGGUAAUGUGAAAAAAAAAAAAAAAGAUAAAGGAAACAAAGGAAUUACUGUGGCAAGCAGAAGCAAAUUCGGUGAGAGAUGGGAACUAUCAGGAAGUGGCAACAUUGAAGACAGAGCUUAA